Molecule: messenger RNA, 2700 nt
Organism: Melanotaenia boesemani (Boeseman's rainbowfish)
Lineage: Eukaryota; Metazoa; Chordata; Actinopteri; Atheriniformes; Melanotaeniidae
Gene: slc48a1a
Product: solute carrier family 48 member 1a
Exons: 3
Coding region: 522-956 (144 amino acids)
Biological process (GO): heme transport
Cellular component (GO): lysosomal membrane; plasma membrane
Molecular function (GO): heme transmembrane transporter activity; heme binding
Source: RefSeq, a predicted model, not a curated record
AAGACUACGGGAUAGAUGAAUUACGUGCAAAUUGGCUUUUACAUACCUGUGAUAUUAAUAUUCUAAAGGUCGCAACGCCUUCUCUUUUAUACAAAACAACCGCACUGACCAAUUGAACCUAUGACAUUUAAUCCUCAAAACUGUUUCUUAAGCGUCUGAGCUUUGCUGCUGUUGUUAUCUCGCUUAUAGCGUGAUAUCUUGGCGGAUGCCUGAUAAACACUUAUCAGGUUAUAUUUGUGCUACUUGCUAGCUCCAGAUGUAAAUUGGUUAUUUCGUGUGUUCCAGAGUGCAUAGACCAGCUAUUAUUAGCUGUUCUGAAAGCUAGUUUUGCCAAGAGUGAUAGGCGUUGCUUUCCUUCUGUCUGAAGGGAAUUUUUUCCAGUCGUUUUCCUGUCGGUAGGAAUAUUACAUAAUGUGGCGGUAAGCUGUUGAUGUAGGUUAAUUCGAGGCUGUCUUUUAAAAGAAAAAUAUAUACCUGUCUCGUACGACAACACAACAUUUGUGCGGCAUUAGUCCUCCGCAAUGGGAGUUAGCAGGACAUACAUUAGCAUAGGAUAUGCUACGUUUGGUACUCUGGUUGGACUUUCGGCUUUCUUGGUCUGGAAUAUCGCUUAUAAACAGCCAUGGACGGCGGCAAUGGGAGGCCUGUCAGGAGUGCUAGCACUGUGGGCUCUCGUCACGCACAUCAUGUACCUGCAGGAUUACUGGCGGACCUGGCUCAAGGGCCUCAAGUUCUUCAUCGCUGUUGGCGUGGUCUUCUCGGUUUUGGCUGUGACUGCCUUCAUUAUCUUUCUGACCCUGGCCAUCACACAGAAGCAAUCACUUUCUGAUCCAAGGAGUCUCUACCUGUCCUGUGUGUGGAGCUUCAUGACCCUCAAAUGGUCUUUCCUCUUGGCCUUGUACUCCUACAGAUACCGUCAAGAGUUUGCAGACAUCAGCAUCCUCAGCGAUUUCUAGUCAGUUCUGAUUUUAUAAACUGAACUUUGAGGGAUUAUAGGCUGGCAGCGAGGGCUGGUCGACAAGCUUUGUAACAAAGAGGACGAAAAGCAGACAUGGCUGCAUUUGAAGUCAUCUGAAUUUCAGCACAUGGAGCUUUACUUGUUGCACUGGCUCAGCAAGCUCUUUCUUUAUAUUACAACCUGUUCUACAUAAUCACAUGUUACAGUCCUGUGUGAAGGUAAAAGUUGAAAGCUCUGAAGACUGGAACUACUUAGAAUGAAUCACUCAUGGCCAUUUUAUGAAGAAAGAAGCAGGUAGUUUUUCAGACAGAUUUUUAUGGAGUUUUUAACUGUAGGACAACAAAUAUUACGUAAAAGAAAAUUCCCCACAAUAAUGAUGUUUUAAUGUCAUUAAUAGUUAAAAUAAAAGUUAAUACACUCAAAGCAAAAAAAAAUUCUGAAUCAAAACAGAAACAUUAUCCCAGAAACCACAAUAACAUUAAGCAAACAGUGUUGAGAAUGCAUGAUCUAGCAUCUCCAAGCAACAAAAUACACAACUAAUGUCUGAAACACCUCAUCAGAGGAUGUCACACUACCAGAACUUUGGUGCACUGGUACCAUUUAAAAUUCUAUGAACUUUCAUACCAAAAAAAAAAAGAAUGAAUGAAACGUAUUUAUAUUAAAAAUCCUGCUGCAUAAGUAGCGUUCUAACACUCAGUGUAUUUUUGCAUUAGCAUAAUAUCAUGGGCACAACCUUGCUUACUGUUAAGCUAACACUACUUUAGCUUAAACAAAAAAAAAGCAUCGUAAUCAAGUUAGCAUUAGCCUUUGUGAAUGUCUGUGGAGCCUUGCUACAACACAUCCAGCUCUUGCAAUUCAUUAACGUUACAGUACAUUUCUGCAUGUGAACAUUUUGACAUUAACAUGAAGUAAACGGCUGUGACUCACUUUCAGUUUAUUAGGGAUGAAGAUGCUGCUUUGUGAGCUCCUUAGAUAAGUUUCAGAUGUUUCUUCCUUUUGCUCAACAAUGUGUAGAAAUACGUUUCCCUGAUCAAACACACAUGUUGAUGUGCAUAUUAAAGUGGACCUGAUGCUGCAGCUGCUCCACAUGUUUUGGCCUUGAUCUCUAACUUCCACAGUACCCUCUGUAUGUGUGACAUCCCCAUCUCCAUCACAUUAUCGUUAUUACUAAGAUUUUUUUUAAGUUCAUUAUCAGUCUUGCACACUGAUUGAAAACUUUCUUUAAGACGGAUUUUUAAUGUAAUAUGAUAGGAUUUUUUUUUACUUUUAUUGAAAGAAUGGAGACAUGUCUGUCACGCUCGAUGGAAAAUAUUCUCAAAGAUAAUGUGCUUUUCAUAUUUAGUUUAGCUAGGAGGAGACUUCCUUCUCUGUAAAGAGUCUUUCUUCUGACAUUCCUCUUUUAGAAAAAACACCAAUGGAUGAAUAGUUGCACUUUAGUCUUUGACAUUGAUGCCCUUGUUUUGCACAGUUUCUGAUCCAAAAUUAUAUUUUGCUGAGUUAUUUCUGUCUUACCCUUUUAUGCUUGGAAGAAACCAUUUAAACCUGUCAUUUAUUUUCCUGUUGGUUGAAUUGUGCAGGUCAGGUUAAAUUAGGCUUUGUCUCUGGUCUUUGUUCCAGUUGUACUUUAUGUCUACCUUCGACCAGAAAAUGUGUAAAAUUGUAUUUUUGUCACUGAGAGAAUGAAUGUGUGGAAGCUACAUGUAUAUAGAAACUGAAACCAUUAAAGAGGCUUUUAUUGUUAA